Caretta caretta (loggerhead turtle) is the source of this 3612-nucleotide messenger RNA. NCBI's taxonomy places the organism in Eukaryota, Metazoa, Chordata, Testudines, Cheloniidae. The record is from RefSeq and is a predicted model, not a curated record.
GGAGAGCUGCAAGCAUCGCGUUGGGGACCUUGGACGGGGGUCGACUCUGAGACGUUGCAUCCCCCCAAGUCACGGUACAACGUCUGCGCUGUCCCAGCUGAUCCCUGAGGAGGAGGAGGGGAUAUUGUGACUGCACCUCUUCCAAGAAUGGGGUUCUUCUUAGUUCUCUUCCUGGUGCUGUGUGCUGUGGCCUUCCUUGCUGGGGUGCUCUUGAACGGCUACGUCUUCUUCAUCGCUUGCUGCCAUGUGGAGAGUACGACCAGUGCCGUGUGGUUCUGGAACCGGGCCAUGACCGAUUUCAUCUUUAUCGUCUUCCUGCCUCUCAGAUUCAUUUCCAUUUUCAUCCUGGACUUAGACUGGGCUAAGAGUCUGAGCAACACCAUCUCCUCCUUCCACAUGUUCUCCAGUGCCUUCCUCCUCACGGCCCUUAGUGUCGAUCGCUGCAUCCUCGUGGCACGCCCUGAGUGGGCCUGGAACCACCGCACACCCCAACUGGCUUUCCUUAUGGUUUUCGGCAUGUGGGCCCUGUCUCUUGGGUUUAGCGUGCGGUACAGUGAUCUAUUGGAAUUCCUCUUCUCACGUUCCAGAACCAGAAUGCAUUUCCAUCCAGAUGAAGGGAGGGUGAAGGCCGCCAUUACGAUCCAGUUCCUGGUUGGGUUUCUGAUCCCAUUAGCCUUGAUCUUGAUCCCAACAUUCUACAUCGUUCUAGCUGCCAGGACGAGAAGGAACAGGCUGAUCCAAUCCACCAAGCCACUCAAGAUCCUUCUUGGCUUGAUCCCAGCCUUUUUCCUCUGCUGGCUGCCGUAUCACGUCUUCUCCUUCCUGCAGAUCUCAGCUAAGUACCCUCUGCCUAUUCUGGGCAUGGGAAGUGCUUUUGCUUGUGUCCUGACGUAUUUCAACAGUUGCCUGAACCCCAUCUUCUACCUCACCAUGGAGGAAGAGUUUCUGAGGUACCGGCAAUGUGGACGCAACUCCCAAACAACCGACAACUCGGGGCCGGAGCUGGCUGAAUCGUGAAAUGGAUGGAAUUGUCGAUAUUUGCAUGGAGAAAGAAUUCUGUUCGCUGGGACAUGUAACUUCCUCUUGAUCCCCAAAUUCUUUUUUUUAGCAAGUGAAUUUUUUGGCCUUAUUCUUAGAAGAGCCACGAGAAUGAUGACUGGAUUAGAAAACCUGCCUUACAGUGAGAGACUCCAGGAGCGCAGUCUAUUUAGCUUAACAAAGAGAAGGUGAAGGGGUGAAUCUCGCUGAGAGUCAAUGAGAAUAUAACAUAAUAUAACCCUGACAAAGAGUUUCCCAGGCUGGCUGUUCGUUGUGUGAACAAAUAUUUCCUUUUAUUAGUUUAUAUAAGUCCUUUUAUUUCUAUAAAACCGCUGGCUAUUAAUUUCAUUUGGUGACCCCUAGCUCUUGUGUUAUGGGAAGGAGUAAAUAACACUUCCUUAUUUACUUUCUCCACACCAGUCAGGAUUUUUUAGAGCUCUAACAUAUCGCCCCGUAGUUGUCUCUUUUCUAAGCUGAAAAGUCCCAGUCUUCUUAAUCUCUCCUCCUAUGGAAGCCGUCCCAUACCCCUAAUAAGUUUUGCUGCCCUUUUCUGAGCCUUUUCCAAUUCCAAUAUCUCUUUUUUUUUGAUGGAUUAAUAUAGAGGCAAUAUGAUGUUUUCAAUCUUAUCUGUCCCUUUCUUAAUGAUUCCCAACAUUCUAGUCGCUUUUUUGAUGGCCGCUGCAGAUUGAGUGGAUGUUUUCAGAGAACUGUCCACAAUGACUCCAAGAUCUCUUUCUUAGAAUCAUAGAAUCAUAGCAUAUCAGGGUUGGAAGGGACCCCAGAAGGUCAUCUAGUCCAACCCCCUGCUCAAAGCAGGACCAAUUCCCAGUUAAAUCAUCCCAACCAGGGCUUUGUCAAGCCUGACCUUAAAAAGCCUUUGUCAAGCCUGACCUUCUUGAGUGGUAACAGCUAUUUAGACUCCAUCAUUGUAUAUGAUUUAAUUGGGGAUCGGUCCUGCUUUGAGCAGGGGUUGGACUAGAUGACCUCCUGAGGUCCCUUCCAACCCUGAUAUUCUAUGAUUCUAUGAUUCUAUGUAUAGUAGGGAUUAUGGUUUCCAAUGUGCAUUACUUUGCAUUUAUCAACACGGAAUUUCACCUGCCAUUUUGUUGCCCAGUUACCCAGUUGUGUGAGAACCCUUUGUAGCUCUUCACAGUCAGCUUUGGACUUAACAAUCUUGAGUAGUUUUGUAUCAUCUGAAAAUGAUGCAACCUCACCGUUGACCCCUUUUUCCAGAUCAUUUAUGAAUAACUGAAGAGUACUGGUCCCAGUACAGACCCCUGGGGGACACCGCUAUUUACCUCUCUCCAUUCUGAAAACUGUCCAUUGGUUCCUACCCUUGUUUCCUAUCAUUUAACCAGUUAUUGAUCCAGGAGAGGACUUUCCCCCUAAUCUCACAACAGCUUACUUUGCUUAAGAGUCUUUGGUGAGGGAACUUCUUGCUUCUGAUAAACUUAAAAAAAAUUCAGAUUACUUUUUGCAUCUUUGGCUAGCUAUUCUUCAAAUUCUUUUUUGGUCUUCCUAUUUAUAGUUUUACACUUCAUUUCCCAGAGUUCAUACUCCUUUCUAUUUUCCUCAAUAGGAUUUAACUUCCACUUUUUAAAGGAAGCCUUUUUGCCUCUCAAAGCUUCUCUAGUUUGCUGUUUACCCAUGGUGGCACUUCUUUGGUUCUCUUACUAUGUUUAUUAAUUUGGGGGAUACAUUUAAGUUGAGCCUCUAUAAUGGUGUCUUUUAAAAGUUUCCAUGCAGCUUACAGGGAUUUCACUUUUGGCACUGGACCUUUUCAUUUCUUUUUUACUAACUUCUUCGUCUUUGUGCAGUUUUCUUUUCUGAAAUUAAAUGCUACCGUGGUGGGCUGUUGUGAUGUUUCCUCUGCCACGGGGGUGUUGAAGUCCAUUAUAUUAUUCUCACUAUUACCAAGCGGUUCAGUUAUAUUCACCCUUAUAUGCAGUAAUAUAUCCCUACUCUGUAUUAUUUUGGCAUGGAAUUAUUCUCCAUUGAGGUUCUAUGAUACAGUUUGGUUCAUUUCAGAUUUUUACUUCGACUCUACGCUUUCUUUCACAUAUAGUGCCGCUCCCGCACCAGCACGUCCUGUUCUGUCCUUCCAAUAUAUUUUGUACCCUGGUAUUACUCAUUGAUUAUCCUCAAUUACACCAUUACAUCAUUGAUUAUCCUUAUUCCACCAAGUUUCUGCGAUGUCUGUUAUGUCGAUGUCCUCAUUUAAUACGUGGCACUCAAGUUCACCCAUCUUAUUAUUUAAACUUCUAGCAUUUUUAUAUAAGAACUAAAAUGUCACUUUUUAGCUGUCUGGCAUUGCAUGAUGUAAUUGAAUCAACUUAACCUUCUACUGGUGAGAUUUUCAAAAGCACCUAUGUGAGUUAGGUGCUUCACUCCUAACUUCAAUGGGAAUUUGGCAGCUAACUCCCUUAGCCACUUUUAAAAAUCUAGCCCUGUGUCUUCACUGUCAAACCCGAGCCUUCAAACCCCAUGAGCCACCCCCUAACACAUAAUGAGAUUGGUUUGGAAAGAAAGACAUUUGGGUUCCUCUUUUUUGCUGUAUGGUUUUUUUUUUUUUUG